GUGUAGUGUACGAGAGCCUGAGGCCGCUGGUCCCACCCACCACGCAGGGAGUACAAUGGAGAGACACUACCAGCACGGAGUUUAAGAUGCGAGUGCUGCGAUCCGUGCUGGGAGGGUGUGUGUGUGUCGUGGCCUGCGUGGUAGUGCUGACAACCAUUACAUCCACACCACCUACAGGCCCAGCCAUACACUCCAUUGUUUCACACAACCUAAAGGAGGAACUAGAAGGGAAGAUGACCUGUGAUGAGGAGCACUUAGAGAAACUGGGCUUUGUGGAGAAUCCUCAGCUAUACCCGAAACACCUGUGGGACAACCUGAGUACACCCGUUGUGGCAUCUGCUGUAUCUAGUGGGCAAGUGUGGCAGGUGGAGGGACUGCUGGGACUGGCACAACAAGUAUUGUCCAACCUGACUGUUGUGGUGUACAACCUUGAUCUGUCUUUAGUGGAACUCCAGCAGCUUGAGGAAGCAUGCAAUACAUCAUGUGUAGUGGUGACCUUUGACUUCAAUACAUACCCGUCUCACGUCCGGGACCUACGUCUCAAAGCUUACCGUCCCAUCAUUAUUCAGGAGUUAUUGGUUCGUUCAGGAGCUGUGAUGUGGCUAGAUGCGAGUGUACGGUUAGCAGAUGAAACCCAAGACACUGAUAAAGCAGUAGACUGGAGUGAAAUGGCAUUAAAAAGUGGGGGGGUCUUGACCUGGCCACUGCCCAACCCAGCACCUUUGCCCUCGGCAGCUCUCACACACCCCAACAUGUUUACCUUCUUCCACACAAAAAAACACAACUAUGACUUCCAGCAGAUGGGAGAUGCUGGGACGAUGGUCGUGUAUAACACAUUGGGUGUCCACCAGUACCUGAUGAAACCCUGGGUGUCUUGUGCUCUCACACACAACUGUAUUAGUCCUAUUGGUGCCCAAGACACUGGCUGCAGGUACGACAAAAAACCAUUAUUCCGCUACUCUGGCUGCCAUCACUACGACGCCUCGGCAUUUAAUGUCGCCUUGGGUGUAAUGUUCUCGUAUGACACUCGGCCAUACCUGGCUGCUUCUUCCCCCUUUGGCCGAGUGUCAAGGAAACCACAGCAAGAGGUGGAUGAUUUGCCAGGGGAAGAGGGCACUAACACCUCCAUUAGAGAUAACUCAACUAGGAAAUACAGUGGUAGGAAGACAGUGAAGGUAAUCAGUCUGGACUCAUCCCACUCUGGUGGUUCAUCUCUGAGACAUAACCAUCAAAACAUAAUACCAAGUUCUGGUAGCAGAGGAUUUAUACAAGUUGAUGAGAAGGUGGGAAGAAUUACUAAUGGGAAAAAUAAGAGUAGAGACACUACCAGUGUGCUGCACAUCACACACACCGGUUCUGCUGUUGAUAAUGAAGUCGAGCAUUGACCCAACCUUGCGUGUGAUAUAGCUUCAGUAUCAUCAACUACCAUUGUUAUUUCUACCUCUUGAAUUCCAUCUUAUGUAAAUUAAUUUCUUUAAGUUAACAUGAUCAUAUACAAAAUUUAGAUUGAGACAAUACACUUGGUUUAACAUUGAGAACUAUUAUUGUAAUUUUAAAGGAAAGUGACCAUACACAAAAUUUAGAUUGUUUUGAAACACUUUGCAUGGUUUAAUGGUGAAAAUUAAUAUUGUGCUAAAAUUAUUAUUGUGCUUUGUGAAUUAAUGUUAGGUAAGUUAUGCAAGAUGUGUUUAUAUAAUGUAUACACAUUGAACUCAGCAAUAGAAUCAGCUUUCAGUAGUAGCCAUGGCAGUGAUAACCAAGUUGUUGUUUCAUUAACAGUCGUCAACAUAAUUUUUCUGGUCUUAUUCCAGAGUCAAGCUUGACAAUAUUGUAUUUAAAUACUGUAGUCUUUAUAAACCAAAGAUGGGGAUUAAGGGGAAAUGUGGAAAGAGUAACUUUUGCUUUGUGAUUUGUACAUUUGGGUAUUUUUGGAGCUAAGUCAAAAAAACUUCUUUUGUAUAUAUUUAACCAACAGCCAAACUAUAUUUACUUGAAAAUCCAUUUCAUUUAUCUUUAAUCUUAUUAUUUUUCUAGUGCUUUUCCAGUCAUUAGUUUGUAUUUCAUCAUAGUAUUUAGUUAUCUGUAAUUGGGAGUUUUAUACUGUCGAUUAUUUUGUUUAUCAUUUAUUGCUAGAUGUUAUUGUCAAUUUAUCUUUGAUCUGGGAACUUUGAUUGUGACCAGUAAUGAUAUUUUCUGAAAUUCAUAAUACUUUCUCCUUCUAUCUAUAUGUACUAGGUAGAUAGUACAGUAACCAUCCAGUCUCAAGCACUACCUUCAGGCUGACAACUGUGAGUUAUUGAGUUUUGUAAAAUUACACUAACUUUUGUCCCAGUACUGUAUAGUGUGGAUUGUCACAUACAGUUUGUACGAAAUCUAUAUCACUGACACAAUUUAAGAUUUAGUUAUUUUUGUAGAAUGAUCAUUACAAAAUGAAGGGGAACAUAAUACUGUAUUGAAUAUUAUUACAGGUAUAGGCACUUGAUAUAUGCAGUAAACACAGGUACAUUGCUACACAUAUAGGAGAAGUUGCUGUAGUAGUGGAGCACAUUAUGAAUCCCUUGUACAGGAUGUCUAAUUUGUUAUGCUCCCUAGGAAAUACAUUAUUGCAGGAGAUUUUCAAGUGUUUCACCAUCUACUUCAAAACAUAAGUGGAUUCUAUGUGAACAUGAUGCCUCAACUCUCACUGUUAUGUCUUUGGUAAUCUUAUUACAUUCAAAUGUGUUGUUCUGGCUUAAGUCUUCAGUGAUUCUUGCACUGAUCGGUGUGUAGUAUCUGGCUCUCUGUACAGGAAUAUAAAACUGCCUCUUUCCUCUAGUGUUAAUUUCUCAAUCAUUGUUCCUUGAUGGUUUAUGAUUCCUAUGGUGGGCAACAUAUGAGACAUGCUGUACAAUACUCAUAACUCCUAUCAUUAAUUACAUUCAUUUCAAUUUUUGUUUCAGCUCUUUCUUAUGACUCUCUAUGGUACACUUGCUUGCCUCCGUUAUGUUCCUCCCUUUAUAAAGUUUCUGUUCAUUGACUCACCCAAGAUGAGAGCAAAUAGGGAAGUAAAACAAUAGAUUGAUUCAUUUGGAAGAUUUAUAUAUAGUACUUGUAUAUUUUUUUCUCAUGAUAUUUUGGAUGCCAUUACAACAUGCUAUAUUUUAUAUUCUUAGGUGUUUGGAUUGUACUUAUUUUUGUGGUGUAUGUAUUAUUGUGGAAUGUUAAUAAAUACAAUACAAUACUGUACAAAGAAUUGAUGGUUACUGUGAGUAGUAAGUUCUUCAUGCAAUAUUGUAAUGUUUUGUAGCUCUUGUUGUCAUUGUGUGGAAUAUUACACUACAGUACAUGUAUUCUCACCUCAAACACUUCAGCAACAUAAAAUUCAUGUGUCAAGUGAGUAACAAUGAAUUUGCUUUCAAUAGAAUUCAAUACUGUAUGUUGAUAUGUUAGUGUGCUUUGUACUGGGUAUUUACUGUGAACAUGAAACUCUUGUCAUAAGCAAUGUGACAGCUUGUGAUAUAGGUUGAUUCCUUUAUUAUUAAGCACAUCUGAUAAAUACUACAGGUGUAGUGCGUGUGUGUGUGUGGUGACAUCCACGUCUUGAAGCUAAGGAGAAUUUUCUUUCAUAGGGGUUUAUAUUUCCUCAUAGCUAAGGGAAAUUUUCAUAAAAAAUUUUUCUUUUCUUUUUCUUUUUUAAUUUACAAAGGAAAUGCUGCACAACACAUUAGUUCAUACAUAUUGUCUUUUAACCCUUUGAGUACAAUGGUCACAUGAGUGCUACUUCAUCAACAUUACCCUUAGGUGUGACAGUAAUGCCAAGGCCAUCAAAAAUUUUUGUCUCAUUCAAUCUCACAUUUUUUUAUGAAUACAAAUUAGCCAGUAUUUAAUUAGUGCAUUUUAAUAAUUUAUGACUUAAUAUGUAAUUAAAAUUCUUCUAUAUUAGUUUUGGCCCAUUAAAAACAGUUGAGAGAGGCUAAAAUCAGUGUUUUUAAAACUCGGAUUCGUUAUAAAAACUAAGUUUUUUACAAGAUACCUGUACUGUACAUUAAUAUUAUUUCCAAGGAAUUUGAAUGCCACUAAUGGAAAUCUCAAGGUUUUUAGAUAUAAGUCAAGUACUGGGUAAUUAUAAUUUAUAAAUGUUAUUUUAAUUGUUUCACUGCAAAAUUUUAAAUUUUGAGAAUGCCUGGGAAAUCUUACAAUUCACUCAAGGGAUUAAGAACAAUAUUCUGUAUGCCUUAAGGUCUCUCUAGUGAUGUGGUCAAAGUGAACCCAUAAACUGUAUAAGUGUGAAGGCACUAUUUUAGACAUGUACUUGAAUAGAGUGUUUCAUUAAAAAGUGUUUUGGUCAACACAGCACAAGAAAUGAAGUGAAAACUGACAUGAUUGAAGUUCCUCCCAAGAGGUUAUCACAGCAGAAUCACAUUGGGAGCAGCAACAUUAUGUUCAAAUUUUCUUCUCUAUGUGACAUGGGCAGUUCUCUCUCAGUAUUUAUUAUGCCCCACUAUUGAAUUUGUGGGAUCAUGUAUCCAUUUGUCUGUGUGAAAUUUGGUUCAGGAACAUAUGCUAAGUUUGAGAGUCAGUGUUUUCCAACUUAAUUUACUCAAGUUGUGGCCACCGCUCAAGCUUGAAAUACUGUUGAGGCUACAUCAUCAUCAGUGAUGUAGCCUCAACAAAAGCACAGUACCUUGUACUGUGCUACAUCUUGUUUCUGGAAUACUUACCAGUGUUGGGCUUGUUGUAAGAUGGUAUUUGUACUGUAUUUAAUUCAUGAAGACAGGAAUACAGUAUUGGAUAGUUUAAGGCAUCUUAAGUUAAUUAUUUACCUCACUAAAUUUUUUGAUGAUUAAUGUUUGUGUGCCAUGGAUGUAAGGAUUAAUUGAUUAUUUACUACAUAUAGCUGUAAACUUUUUUUCAAUCAAUUUGCUGUGUCAAGUCUCCAACCGUCAGUUUGAAUUUUCAGUAAUAGUAAAAGUGCAGUAGAUGAAGGAGCACUUUUGUACGUGUGUGUAUUGUGGUGUCUACUGGUGCUGUUGUCCUGUGCAGGUGAUCAUUGUUGAAAAUUAUCGUGAACAUUACUUAUAAAUUACUCAAUUUCCAGGCAGCUAAACCUGAAUAUAAAUCCUUUAGUGUUGUUUGUUUUAGGUUCAUGUUAUUGUCUUUAUAAAAAAUGGUUUUGUGAUCAUGUUUAUAACAUUAGAUGGUGUUCACAUCUUUGUCUUGGUAAGAAUGGUCAUUGUGUUUAGCUCUUGAUAAUAAAUUGCCUUGUCAGAUUGAUAAGAGUACAGUAGAGAGGCAUCUGAAAACUGCUCUCCAUUGAGCAUUAAAUAUUAUAACAGACCUUGGGUGUGAGUCUGGGACACACUUACUGUGUGUAAUAGUGGAUAUUAUCAAUUGAUUAAUUUUGUGUCCAGAGUGAGAACUGAUUACAUAUUGUGUGGGAUCCAUUUUAACUGUGCCCAGAAUAGAGGGUGGGGGAGCACUGCUCCUACAAUGAAAUUCCUGAUCUCUCUCUCCACCAAUAAUGAUUUCAAGUCUUGCAGUCACCUGAUAGAUACACCUACUUAAUUAAACAAAUGGUGUAGUAUUACUGGGUAACUGCACUGCUGUAGACAUGCUCUCAUGAGACUUGGGUGAUGGAAGUGUGGUACCCCCUCACCCCCAUCCUGGUAGUAGAGGUGACAGCUCAAUAUGAUGAAGAUGAAGAGUAAUGGUGUUGAUGAUCCACUGAUUGGUGUUGUUUUCUCUAGUCACUCUUAGUGUCCCUAAUUUUUUCCUAUUUAUUACAACAUAAUUGUACAAGUAGUUAAGACAUUUAAUAUUUACAUUUAGUCUUCACAAAAUAGAAACUAUUAAUUUAUAUAGGUUUUCUUGAAUAUUUCUGAUGAUGUUGAUGGAUGAAAUGGGCCCCAGGUCUAGUGGUCAGGUUAGGCAUAGUUAGAUUAGACAAGCUGAGAUUAGGAAGAUUGGGUCAGGUUAGCUUAGGUGGAGUUAAGUAAGGUCUGGUUGAAUUGAGUCAAGAUAGGAUAGGUUGGGGCCUUGUAGGAUUGGAGCUUAUUCGAUAUGCAACCAGUUGUUGAUAUAUUAAUCAUAUGUAUCACAUGAUCUUUUUAGUCUAUAUAUCAGUAUUCAGUUGUGUGUCAGCCAUGAUCAUGAACAAUUGUGAUGUAGAUAAUGGCACAAUGUUUGGUGCUUUGCAUGUAUUAUAACAACCACAGUAUGUUUUAACAGGUUAAUUUGGUAUUGUCAUCUUUAUUUCUCAAUUCUUGAUUAACUUUUUUCUUUCCUCCAUCUAUACAUUUCAUUGUGAGCUUAUUUCCAUAUUUUGUAAAUAUUUUCACCUGACAUCACCAUACAUUUUCUUUCUGUACCAGUUCUUAGUUUCAUUGUUUUCUUCAUAAUUUUCAAUAACUAUCACUAAUUAGUUCUGGAGGUUGCCCUUGAUGAGGUCCUAUAAGGUACAUGAACUUACAGUAGUAAUAUACUGCAUAGAGAAAAAUAAAACAGUUACUAAUGUUUUCUCAUAAUUUCUAUCACGUCCUCUCUGUACUGUUUCCCUCCUUUCUUGAGGCCUCUUGAUCCUCUCUACACAUAACUGGUGAAGGAGUAAAGGUAACAGAUACGUACAUAAAAUAACACUUACAACAUCUCAUAUUUAAUUGAUAACAUAUGUUCUAAUGCAAGUGAUGAUGGCUGUAAAGUGACAUAUAACUGGACAUGCAUUUAAGGAAUAAAGUAGUUUAUUUAUGUAGUUUAUCUUAACUUCCAGUAUACAGUAUGUGACCAUAGGGAGGAACAGAGAGAGAGAGACACACUAGAGAACUACAAAUUGCUCAUGUACCAAACUGAAUCUUUCCUGCACCACUUCAUUACCCCCUGCUUACAUUGUUGUUGCAUAUUCACACAUUCGCUAUAAAUUGUUUGUAGAAAAAUCUCAUGCAUUUUCCUCUUCCUCAGGUUUUCCCAGUAUUUCUUUGUCUCAGGACUUACACAGAUCAUCACCAUUUUUCUCAGAACUUAACAUUGAGACCAUCAUCAUCAUCCCUUCUGGUGAUUUCUUUCAUUGAGCAGUUGAUCCCCCAGGAGGAGUAAUGGGUAACUGAGAUAGUGUUACUGUAAACAAUAUAAAACUGAGUGAAAUUUCUGUCAAGUAAUUUACUGUGUGUCUAAAUAUCUAGUCUCCAGAAACAGUAGGGGUCUGUGUGAGAUGAUUGUAUGAAUAAUAUAUUGUGUAACUUUGUUUUGGAAAUAGAGGAUAAUUAAUUUUAAGUAGAAUCAAAUUACCAGUAUCAACAUAAUUUCUUCAAAAUUUAAAUUACUAGAAAGGAAUCGGUCCUUAACAUCAAACUCUUUUGGCUAACGUCCCAAGCAUGACUGUACUGUUCAUCUACCAGAGCUUAAAGAGGUUUUUACCUUUAAUCACCCAUAAUUGUACUCGUCUAUCUAUUCAAUAUAUGGAGUAGAUCCCUAAUAGAAACAGAUACAUUGCACAAAACUAGAAAGUAAACUACUGAUACAUAUUGAAUAAUUAGAUCCUUUUGUGGUACAGGAGAGAAACACCCAAAGUUAGCAACAGAACCUCUUGCUUACUGUAGUACUGGAGAUGUAGCUUGUAAUGUAUACUGUACUCUGAAGAUCACACAGUAGAUGUUCAGUGUUGUUUUGCUCUCGGUCAUCCAACUUACUUAUAUACUGUGCUAGACUUCUCUCUGCCUCUCCCCAAGUUAUCUUUUAAGUCGCCAGGAGUCCAUUCUCAUCGAUGUCCUGAUCAUUUUCUCCUCUUUCUCCUCUCCUCUCCUUCCCCAUUAUUCUCUCUUCUCCUUCCCCAUCAUUCUUACAACUUAUAUAUCCAAGGACAUUCUGUUUGGUAUUAUUCCUGAGUCACAUAAGUAAGUUAAUAUUUUACUACAAAGUCCAUCUGCCAUCACAAGUCAUAUUUGCAUUAUGAAAUAUUCACUCCACCCCUAACACAUUGCUGAUCAUUAACAAUGUAAGGUACAGUAUACAUUAAUUUUAUGUACUGAACUGUAUCAUAUGUCAUAUUUAGCCUUCAAGUGAUAGUGUACAGGUAAUAUACUACUGUACUUAUGUAGCAUUCUUUAGUUUUUGUUUUAAACAUUCACCUCCUGCUUGCUUGUCAUGUUCUGACAUAUUCAUCACACACACACUAGUACAGUAUUGUAUAGUUACUGUAUUGUAUUCCUUGCUUGUGUUCUCAUCUUUUCUUAUUUCCACACAUUCCAAAUUGUCUUUUCAGCAUUUAUUAUUUCUACAAACUAAUUCAGUAUUACAAACCAAAGUAGUAGUUUAUUGUGUUUUAAUCCUAACAUGUACAAUCAGAGAUAAAAGUAGUGUUGCAGUUUUGUCCGAAGAUUAAAUAUAACUCUUGAAACAUUAUGAGAGCCCCCUACCACAAGGCAGAGUGCACCAAAAGGUUAGCCCUUCGGCAUAUGUUUUCACUAAAUUUCACGACACGACUUUUGUCUUUCAUUGUACACUGAAUAACAGGCUUAUUAUACUGUAUUUGCAUUUUAAGGGCAAUAGUAUUUUACAGCAAAACCUUUUACUCGUCAUUCAGAAUGUUCCUAAUAAAUAUUUUAAACCUGCCUCAUUUACCUUACAGCACCAAUUUCUAAAUUCAUAAGUUAAGUUUAUUUAAAAAAUCUAAAUCUAUCCUAAACAGAUAUAGUACAAUACAUGUCAAUUUACAACAGUCCUUCCGACUCAUUUUAACAGUCGUACGUUAUAUUACUCGAGGCCUGAUUAUAUAGGGUAAAUUGCUUCUAAAAUGUAAGAAGCUAAUAAUAUUUCCUAACCCUUACUUCAGUGGAUUAGGUUAAGUCACUCACUGCAUCCAUCAUAUCCCAGUCACCUCUCUCCUCAACUCAUUUAAAUGGUCUUAUCCUAUAGUUCGGUAAUUCAGGUGUCGGCCAAUGUAUAUGAGCAGGUUAUUCUUCUCUUUAUUAUGAUUUUAUUAAUCUGUACAGUACUGUACCAUGAUUUUGGUUAUGACAGUUACUGUGUUGUAUUGAUCAAGUUUUCUUGUCAUAAUUGCUUUUAACCUUAUUUGUAUACUGUACAGUAUUGUGUCAGGACAUACAGUACUUGCCUUCCCUGGAACUAUAUACCUGAUGGAGUACUGUACUGUACUGUACAGUGUUCUUCAACUCAUUGGUCUUGUAGUGUAUGUGUUAGCCUCUUGAUAUUCACGUAUAUGAAAUGUAUGCCAGGAAUUUGAAAGUGCUGAUCUCUGUGUGAUAUUCGGUUCUUGUUUAUGAAUGAUUCACUGUAAUGCAUUUACACUAUAUAGUUAGUUAUGCUUAAAAGAAAGGGAGAAUGAGAUUACAUCGAAUAUAUUACAGGGGGUAUUAGGGAUGGUGGGAUAAAGGUGGAGAUGAUUAUGGGCAAAAAAGAGUAUAGGUGGGCCAGAGGAAGGCAGAGACUAGGGUGAAUGAAUGAAAUUAAAAAUAUUGGUCCCCAGAGAGAUGAAAAAUCUGGGAGGAUGACUACCAAUAACUCAAACAUUCAGAGUGAAGAGCCAUAUUUUUGAGCCGUCGUACAUGCUGUCUUGACUGAGUGACAUUAAUUAGGUUAUAUUUUGAAAUUAAAUAUUGAAUAUAUUUUGUUAAAUGAAAAAGAAGAAUAGAGAAGUAUAUUAAUAAUCUUAAAAAUUAGUAUCAUGUUGGAUAUUAUUUUAUAAGAUGGAGUGAAAGUUGUGUAUGAUGGCCAGAGAGGAUAUUACCACACAGUUGGCUUUGUUAGUGUCCAUGACUUGGGAGAAACUCUGGAUGUACAGUAAUGAGAUGAGACACUGGCCACCUGUCUUAUAACAAACAGCUUACCUAUUGUGCACUUACAAACUUGGUAAUGUUUCUUAGUCUUAGAUAUUUGUGGUCCCUAUAUGCUUAUUGUGCUAUUGUAUAAUAUAUAUAUAUAUAUAUAUAUAUAUAUAUAUAUAUAUAUAUAUAUAUAUAUAUAUAUAUAUAUAUAUAUAUAUAUAUAUAUAUAUAUAUAUAUAUAUAUAUAUAUAUAUAUAUAUAUCCCUCCUACUACAUAUUUUUAUUUAUUUACAGUAUUUAUAUACAGGGUAUUUAUUUAUUAUAUUUUACAGAGUUUCUGUUUUCCCCAUGGAAUGAAAUUAAUGUUAUACUGUACUGUAUGUAAAAGUUAAGGAUGCUCAUGCUGCAAGUCAUAUACAACAAAUUUGGUUAAUGAUUAUUACAAUGUGACAAGAUCAGUGAAUCAGUACAGUAUGUAGAAAAAAAGAUGUGUUGUAGAGGAGGGUGUUGUAGGUAUGACUGAGUACAGUACUGUACUGUGUAGCUUUACAGUCUAUACAACCCAUCUUGGGGAUAAAACUUGCCUGAGAUGGAAGGAUGUACAGUUCUGACUACUUGUACAGGUAUGUUAAGAACAGAUGGUAGGAAGUGAUUUGAGGGAUGAACUAUUUUACUCUUGAGGUGAACUUUAUAGGAGGAAUGUUACUUGCUGAGGACCAAGUACACUGUCUGGAGGAUAGGUUAUUAUUGACCAAGUCUGUCAUAUGUGAUAAAGGUGGAUGUUUAGGUAUAUGGGAAAUCUAGACUGUGUUAACACUAUUGUUGUGUGUGCUUUCAGAAAUCUUUGCCAUGCUAAACAGUGGCUGAAACUGGGAGAUCUGGUUUCUGUGUGGUGUAACAUCUUAAAUUUAUUUACCUGUAAAUAAGCUGUCCAUAUUCAGAUAUGGUCAUAAGAUUGCAUAUAUGAAGUGUUCAAUGCCUCCCAACAUUGACAAAUUUUGAAAGCAUGCACGAAUUUGCUGUUGUUACUAACUACUGUAUGGUACUGUACUGCUGUGAAGGAUGAGUGGCAGCAUAUUGGGUAAUUUACCUUUUGUUAAGUGUAUAGAAACAAGUAAAGGGCAGCUACAGUGUUGUAAAUACCUAAUACGAACAAUUUCAGAGAAACGAAUGUGCUUUUGUUUGAUACAAAUAUAUAAUGCAGACAAUGCUUUCAGCAAACAAGGAAGGUGCAAGAGUUAUAGAAUUUCUCAUUAUUUUGAAAAUUAUAUUGUAUAUGCAAUGGCCUUUGUACAGUCAAAAAGCAAUUAAAGUUUUAUUUGUUUCA
Messenger RNA from Homarus americanus (American lobster), 11082 nucleotides. RefSeq lists its product as uncharacterized. The record is from RefSeq and is a predicted model, not a curated record. The coding region runs from base 87 to 1385 and encodes 432 amino acids. Lineage: Eukaryota; Metazoa; Arthropoda; Malacostraca; Decapoda; Nephropidae. The transcript is spliced from 8 exons.